Messenger RNA from Lodderomyces orthopsilosis Co 90-125, 912 nucleotides. Its product is annotated as Mn(2+) transporter. Gene Ontology annotation, molecular function: metal ion transmembrane transporter activity. Gene Ontology annotation, cellular component: membrane. The transcript has a single exon. Gene Ontology annotation, biological process: transmembrane transport; zinc ion transport. The record is from RefSeq and is a predicted model, not a curated record. Lineage: Eukaryota; Fungi; Ascomycota; Pichiomycetes; Serinales; Debaryomycetaceae. The coding region runs from base 1 to 912 and encodes 303 amino acids.
AUGUCAAUUCUAUUAUCUAAAUUUGUUGAAUUGUUUGCUGUCACAUUAGUGAUGGCAGCAACAACGUUCAUUUCAAGCAUAGCGCCCUUAAAAUUUUUUACCGUAUCAGGUACAAACCUAACCUACUUGACAAACUUCAGUGUGGGGGUGCUAGUUGGUACAGCAUUACUAAUAGUUUUGCCCGAGGGGGUAGAGAUAUUGAAUGAAGGGAUGUACAAAUUGACCUCAUUUACUGUUGGUUUACCCAUUCUAGUCGGGUUUGUACUAAUGUUUACCAUUGAAAAAUUUGUGGGUCAUAAUGGCAACGACAGAAUAUCAUACAGUGCAACUACAAAUACAAAUUCGACAACGUCAUCUGUAUUUGAUGAAGGAAGAAUCGCAUUUACAGUGGGAUCCGUGUUAAAGUCUUCAAUUACUCUCGGAUUACUAGUUCAUGCUGCGGUGGAUGGGAUUUCUUUAGGUUCUUCGUUUGCUGAUCAAGAUUCGACACUACAAUUUGUUAUGGUUAUUGCCCUUAUUAUCCACAAAAUCCCCACCGCUUUUAGUCUUGGAACAAUAUUGAGUAAAGAAAGGUUGGAAGACAAAGUGCUUUUGAUUCAUCUCGGAUUAUUUGCAUUACUGACACCAGUACUGACUUGGAUCACUUUCACGAUCAUUGGAUUUUUCAAUACAAAUAUCCAAUUCGUUACUGGUAUCCUACUAUUAUUCUCAUCAGGUACAUUUUUAUAUGUUGUUUUUCAUGUGAUUAAUGAAUUCGAAGAUGGGUUGUUUGAAGAUGGUACAAACGGAGGAGGAGAAACAAGUGGUAGUGAUGGUAGUACAAUUGUUGAUGGGCAGACAAAGAAGAAGAACAUAUUUGUAGCAAUAGUAGGACUAAUGAUUCCUCUUUUACUUAGUUUAAUCAAAGAGUAG